Molecule: messenger RNA, 1029 nt
Organism: Paecilomyces variotii
Lineage: Eukaryota; Fungi; Ascomycota; Eurotiomycetes; Eurotiales; Thermoascaceae
Exons: 4
Coding region: 65-928 (287 amino acids)
Source: RefSeq, a predicted model, not a curated record
GGGAGGUCAUGUGCCGCCGGACCUUAAUAAAUAUCAUCGUCAUCGUCAUUAAUAUCAUAUCAAAAUGGCCGAGUCUCUCUUACUCCUACAGAAGCCCAAUCGCUGGACAGCCAGGCAUCUCGAAGUCGCUAGAGUGAGGGUAAUUCAAGAUGUAUCUGCAGCUGAACUUCUCGGGGACUUCUACCCAGAAGAUGGAGAUCCUGAAUUUGAAAACAUCGCAGAACAACUAUGUGGCCCGAGUCGAGAAGAGAUGGAGAGAAGCGUCGAGACGAUGCAUCUCACGUACGACAAGACGGCCUUGAUCGCAUUGUUCGAAGAUCUUUACAUGAUUCUGAAAGUGGAUGUGAAACAGUAUCGUUAUUGGUUUAAGCACUGGCUGUGUAAACUGGUCGAGGGAAUUCAGUUUCGAACAUCUUCACUGACCGGUCUAUUUGUGAAUACCUCCAGACGCACAACUGAUAUCAGGGUUGACAUACCACGAUUAUCGCGCGCUCAUAUGAAGGUGGAUUGCACUGUUUUAAAAUUCAACAAGGAAGAAGAUUCUCUCACUAUUCCUCUUGCAGUUCUUUCUAUUAUCAAAACGAAAUGUGAAGAGAGCGUUGAGAUCUCUCGGUAUGAAGUCCCGCAGUGUUUAGCGCAAACCAUUAUGGCCUACUCUCGCAACCCCGGACUGGAACAGUACUACGGAUUUGUUAUUAACCUUGAUCGAACUGUUUUGCAAAUCAGCAAGGCUGUUGUGGGUCAAGCAUACCUAAAGAGCUUCUGGGAAGAUGGAUCUAUCACCGAGGAUAUACAACUACAUCGUGCAAAGAAAUUAGACCUUCUUGAUCGUGAUGGACGCAGGGAGUUCUCAAGGCUUAUAAUAGGAAUAUCUAAGUUCAUUUUGGCAAAUGAACAGUCGAAGAUUAUCCAGGAAGGACUGCACUGAAAGGAGAGAUGCAAGCUUUAGGGGAAGUUCCCACGUAACGACCAUGUGUAGGCAGACCCGCUGCCAUCAUAAAGUGGAUGUGUUACCUUAAGGUCCAUAGG